This is a messenger RNA of Nicotiana attenuata, 2022 nucleotides long. RefSeq names its product protein DETOXIFICATION 40-like. The transcript has 8 exons. Bases 176 to 1705 code for a protein of 509 amino acids. Gene Ontology annotation, molecular function: xenobiotic transmembrane transporter activity; antiporter activity. NCBI's taxonomy places the organism in Eukaryota, Viridiplantae, Streptophyta, Magnoliopsida, Solanales, Solanaceae. The record is from RefSeq and is a predicted model, not a curated record. Gene Ontology annotation, biological process: xenobiotic detoxification by transmembrane export across the plasma membrane. Gene Ontology annotation, cellular component: membrane.
CUCUUCUCACAUUCCCUUAGCAGCCGGCGUGUAGAAAAACUUAGCCCACCAUCUGCUCGAUAUAAAACAAAUAGCUUCUGUUUCUUUCAAGAUUAGAAGUGAUGUCCAGGCAAAAGCUCUAAUUUCUGCAAAAGCAAAUCUGAGCUUGGGGCUAAGAGUCUACUGAAGAGAAACCAUGGAUGAAUAUUGUCAAGAAAAAGGGCCAAAGGAACCUUUAUUAGAUCCCAAAGAACCAGUGGUGGCUGUAGAGCAUAUAAGCUCUGAGCUUGAAAACAUAUUGUCUGACUCAAGCUUGUCCAAUUUCCAGAUGCUUGGGCGGGCCUCUGUUAUAGAAUUGAAAAAUCUAUUCCGAUUAGCAGCGCCAUCAAUUAUUGUUUAUUUGCUCAACAAUAUCACUUCAAUGUCUACCCAACUAUUCUGUGGUCAUCUCGGUAAUCUUGAACUUGCUGCUGCUUCCCUUGGCAAUGAAGGUAUUCAACUCUUGGCUUAUGGCAUCAUGUUAGGUAUGGGGAGUGCAGUAGAGACACUAUGUGGGCAGGCAUAUGGAGCUCACAAGUUUGAAAGCCUUGGAAUAUAUCUUCAAAGAUCAACUAUCCUCUUGAUGUUGUCUGGAGUACCGAUCAUGGUGGCUUACUUAUUCUCAAAGCCAAUUUUAAUUUUUUUAGGAGAAUCAGAGAAAGUUGCAUCAGCAGCUGCACUAUUCGUUUAUGGUUUAAUUCCUCAAAUAUUUGCUUAUGCUGCCAAUUUUCCUAUCCAAAAAUUCUUGCAAGCCCAAAGUAUUGUAAAUCCUAGCGCGUAUAUAGCAGCAGCGACAUUAGUCCUCCAUCUUUUCCUAACAUGGAUUGUGCUUUAUGUAUUUGAGUGGGGAUUGUUUGGAGGAGCCUUGGUUCUAAGUAUUUCGUGGUGGAUAGUAGUCAUUGCACAAUUUAUGUACAUAUUGUGGAGUGAUAAAUGCAAGAAAACAUGGAGUGGAUUUAGUCUGCAAGCAUUUUCUGGGCUGUGGGAUUUCUUUAAGUUGUCAGCUGCUUCAUCUGUGAUGUUGUGUUUGGAGGCGUGGUACUUUCAGAUUUUGGUUUUACUUGCUGGUUUGCUACCAAAUCCUGAAGUGGCAUUGGAUUCUCUAGCUGUUUGUAACACAAUUCUUGGAUGUGUGUUCAUGUUAUCUGUUGGUUUCAACGCUGCUGCAAGUGUAAGGGUGAGCAAUGAAUUGGGAGCUGGACAUCCAAAAUCAGCUGCAUUUUCAGUUGUGGUGGUGACAUUAAGCUCGUUCUUGAUUGCUGUAGUCAUUGCCAUAGUAGUGAUGUUGCUUCGCGAUGUGAUGAGUUAUGCAUUCACCGGCGGUGAAACCAUUGCUAAAGCAUCCUCAGAACUUGCACCACUCUUGGCUGCCUCUGUAGUUCUCAAUGGUAUUCAACCUGUUUUAUCUGGGGUGGCUGUUGGGUGUGGAUGGCAAGGUUUUGUAGCUUACGUUAACGUCGGAUGUUACUACGUUGUUGGCAUUCCAUUGGGUGUUCUUCUUGGUUUCAAAUUCAAACUCGGAGCUAAGGGACUAUGGCUGGGCAUGUUUGGAGGAACAGCCAUGCAAACUCUAAUCUUACUAUGGGCCACUUUUCGAACCAAUUGGGACGAUGAGGUGGAGAAAGCGAAAAAUCGAUUAGUUAAGUGGCAAGACAGCAGUAAAACGCCAUUGUCGAACGAAUCAUGAGAACGACCAUUUUUGCCUAAUUUUUGCAUUAGAUUUCAAGCAUGUCCGUUGGUUUUAUUAGUUUAAAUGGCAUAUAUAUCGUACACUGAGCCACUAAUUGCGUCAACCUGUUGAGCCUACUUUCUUCUCUUUUGAAGAAUUAAGCCCAUUGAAGAAAAGCAAAAAACAUAGAAAACCAGUUAAAAAUAAAGUUUCACAUUCAUGUAAUACCUAUAAUCCGAUCAUACUUAUGUGUUUAAGAUAUACAACUUCCCACAUUGGUUGUAUAAACGUUUUCAAAGGAGCUAAGUUUUGAGAUAUAUCAUCUAUUGUAUUAA